GAAAUGAUUGAACUUGUAAAGCUAGGGAAAAAGAGUGUUUGAGACUCCAUGUCCUUUUCCUUGUAAAGCUGUAAGUGCAAUGUGCAUAUUUAUUCUGAUUUGGUAGUGUUUUACACCCACUUUGCACUGGAGUAAAUGAUGACACAAAGUACAGGGGAUAGAGAAUCAGGCCCAGAGAGUUUCAGAGGAUAGAAAUAAAUCACUCAGAUUCAUCAUUGUCCUGCCAGCCUUGGGGAGAGAGAGGGACUUAGACAAGUGGCUAUUCAGCUCCUCCUUAUUCUAGACUCACUGACUCACUGAUUCAAAGACUGAACAGAAGCGAAAGCCUAGAGACUGCUCUGGGCACAGCAAUGCUGCUGUUACAGACCAGGCUCUGCCACUGAGUUUGGAUGAAUUGGUAACAUUGUGAUUGAGAAUCCUAGGCGGGACGGUAUGGCAAAGACCUAUUAGGUCAACGGGUUCAUGCCUCAGCCAGUGCAGGAUUGUUCCCUGCCCAGGACAUGGUGUGUUAGUGGCAGACAUUGGCAUCAGCCAAGAGAGGAGCGGAGCAUUGAUUAAGACAGCAAGGGGGGGUGAGAGAGUCUCUUACACACACAUUAUCCACAUGCACACAGCAUCAGCAUCAACAGCUUCUGCCAGCCAGUACAGCACAGCCAGACUGCAAUCACUGCCUCGGUACCUCCAGAUCUGCUCUCCUCCUCCUCUCUCCUGGUCUGUCUUUCUCUCCCUUGCUCACUCUCACUGAGCUCCCCAUCCGCCCCUGCAGGACCCGUCCGCUCGCCAUUUGGGCCCCACCAGCACGGAGACAAUGAAUUCAUGCGGAUUAUGCAUCUGAAGGAAUAACAAGCUUCUGAAUAGCCACAAGGGGAGGUAUCCAUGUGUUUGGCAGGGAUACAGACGCCUGCUCGCUUGCUCGCUCUCUUUCUCAAUCGCUCUUCUCUCCCUUCAGCUGCCUCCUUUCCAGCUAUGAUCUCCUUUGAUUUCCCUGAGCAGCUGCAGUGAACAGGCUCCUUGGUGCAGCCCAGAUCCCAGAGGAUUGCACCCUCCCUCCUAAGAUACUUGAGGGGUUAGGAUUAUUUUUAUUUCUCUCCCUCUUUUUCCGGUUUUCCUCCACCUGCCAGUCUCUGUGACUCUCACAUCCUUCUGUGCAUGCGUCUCCCUCGCUCCCUUCUUCUCAUCCAAACGGCGAGAGGUGGAGGGAGAUCCACCCUGGUGCAAGGACCUAUCUUCUUUGCUGCUGGGACCAGCCCUACAGGAGCAGUGUGGACCCAGCCCUGGAUGCUGACCCUGCCUUCAGAGUGGCUCGCUCUGUAUCUCAGCCCUGACUAUGAUGGACCUGAAAGUGGACGAGGAGGAGGUGGAGAAUGGCCAUCCAGUCAGUAUCCAGGCCUUUGCCAGUAGCUCCACUCUGCAUGGCCUGUCCCACAUUAUCUCCUAUGAGAGGCUCUCCUUCAAGCGCAUCAUCUGGACUCUCUGCUUCCUGGGCUCUAUGGCCCUGUUGGCCUAUGUCUGCACGGAGAGGAUCCAAUACUACUUCCUCUACCCUCAUGUCACCAGGCUGGAUGAAGUGGCCACAACCAGGUUGACAUUCCCUGCUGUCACUUUCUGCAACCUCAACGAAUUCCGCUUCAGCCGGGUAACAAAGAAUGACCUGUACCAUGCUGGGGAACUCCUCGCUCUGCUCAAUAACAGGUAUGAGAUCCCAGACACCCAGAUGGCUGAUGAGAAGCAGCUGGAGAUCCUACAAGAUAAGGCCAACUUCCGAAACUUCAAGCCAAAGCCCUUCAACAUGCUGGAGUUUUACGAUCGGGCUGGCCAUGAUAUCCGGGAGAUGCUGCUGUCCUGCUCCUUCUGUGGAGAGAAAUGCAACCCAGAGGACUUCAAAGUGGUCUUCACACGCUACGGCAAGUGCUACACAUUCAACUCCGGACAGGAUGGGAAGCCCCGGCGCAUCACCAUGAAGGGCGGCACCGGCAAUGGCCUGGAGAUCAUGCUGGACAUUCAGCAAGACGAGUACCUGCCUGUCUGGGGGGAUUCAGAUGAGCUCUCGUUUGAAGCUGGGAUCAAAGUGCAGAUUCACAGCCAGGACGAACCUCCCUUAAUUGACCAGCUGGGCUUUGGGGUGGCACCUGGAUUCCAGACCUUUGUGUCCUGCCAGGAGCAGCGGCUGAUCUACCUUCCCCCGCCCUGGGGUAACUGCCAAUCCAUAACCAGAGACUCUGAGUUCUACGACACCUACAGCAUCGCGGCCUGUCGCAUUGACUGUGAGACCCGCUACCUGGUGGAGAACUGCAACUGCCGCAUGGUGCACAUGCGAGGCGAUGCCCCCUAUUGCACCCCCGAGCAGUACAAGGAGUGCGCGGACCCAGCCUUAGAUUUCCUGCUGGAGAAGGACAACGAUUACUGCGUCUGUGAGAUGCCCUGCAACGUCACCCGCUUUGGCAAGGAGUUGUCCAUGGUGAAAAUCCCCAGCAAGGCCUCAGCCAAGUACCUGGCCAAGAAACACAACAAGUCGGAGCAGUACAUUGGGGAGAACUUCCUAGUGCUGGAUAUCUUCUUUGAAGCCCUGAACUAUGAGACAAUUGAGCAGAAGAAGGCCUACGAGGUGGCUGGCUUGCUAGGCGACAUUGGUGGGCAGAUGGGGCUGUUCAUUGGGGCCAGCAUCCUGACCGUGCUGGAGCUGUUCGAUUAUGCCUAUGAGGUCAUAAAGUACAAGCUGUGUCGCCGCGCCAAGUGCCAAAAGAAUCACAAAAGGAACAACACAGACAAGGGCGUCACCCUGAGCAUGGAUGAUGUGAAACGCCAUAAUCCCUGCGAGAGCCUAAGGGGCCACCCAGCCGGGAUGACGUAUGCAGCCAACAUCCUACCUCACCACCCGGCCCGGGGCACGUUUGAGGACUUCACCUGCUAACUGACGUCUGGAUGUACAACGUACACUACCAAAGCCCUCCGGAGAGCGGCCCCUGUCCCUGGGGGGCAUCCGUGGAGGGGACACACCUAGGGGCCCUUGCUCCUCGCCACAGUGGGACAUUAACAAGAGUGAUGGCCUCAGGUUUAGGGCCAGGUGGCAGGUGGUUGGGUUGGUUUCUGACCCUGGAUACAGACUCAGCGCCAGCUGCUCCCUCACCCCCCCAUAGUUUAGAGACUCUUGGACGUUCCGGUCCCAGCCCCCCCCCCGACCCCCGCCACACACACAGAGUACUGACUCUGCAGCCUGUGUAGGAGCUACACAUGGACCGGGCCGGGCCACAGGACCUGGCCCGCUCCUCCUUGGCUCCUCAAUUUGUUUCUAACUAAAAAGAGAAAGGAGCCCAGAAGAAUCAGCCCUUCGGCGGCAGUCACGUUGGGGGAAGUAAUCCCUCUCCCAUGUUCCACAUUCCUGUCCAUUUACCUGGUUUCCAUGUCUAUCCCACAUCCACGCAUCACACUGGAGAGAGCCUUGGUGGGGGGAGGGUUAUGAGCGAGCACGAGGAGGCCUGGUCCCUGCACUCAGCUCGAGCCAGCUCUCCACAGAGCAGGGGAAUCUGUUAGUACUGAAGCAUCACCUCCACGAAGGUGGGAGCUUCCGAUGCCUGUCCUCUGAGCCAGGGCCCCCACUGCUAUGGCAGCAUGUUUGCUGGGCCCCUCUUUCAGCAUUUCACCUCCAGUGUGGAUGGGAGAGGCUGAUGGUGAGAGCUGGAUCCCAGAAGCUUCCACUGUGUGUCCCAUGUGCACCGCAGCCGAUUCAGCAGCCACAGUCUUGCUCUGAACUUAGUCCCCUGCCCCUGGCACUGAGUCUCUGAGCAUGAUGGUGCCUGGGAGCCUUCCCUGGCUGUUGGUUCAGCUCGAGGGCAGAUGCCCCCAGGUCUCCCCUGCUCCUGUCCCCUCCAACAUGACAGCGGUUGAUGCUGUGUGGACUGAGCUGGAGUAAUGAUAGCCCCAUCUGUGAGCUAGCACAGCCUUCUUCCUCCCUUCACCAUCACCCUCUUCCACAUGCCGCACCCCCAGAGAAGUCUCCUGCCCAAACUCUGAUAUCUGGAACCUACACAAUCCAGAGGCAUCCAGAGAGGCCCCUCUGUGUUGACAGUGCCAAAGACUGUAACUUGGGGUGGGAGAGAGGAAUGAGGCCCGUACAGUAGCCAUGCUGCAGGGUCAAGGAGGACUUUCCAAAAACCCUAAGAGGCUUCAGCCUCCUUUUCCCCUAAGACAGAAGCCUCAUAGCUAAUGGGGCACAUAAAGGGAAGAAUCCCCCUCAGGCCUAUAAGCCCCUGCUGUUGCAUAGUCCUUGCCAGAUAAGCUUGCCAAGCCAGGCAGCUGGGGAUGGAUGUGCUAUGGGGAGCACUAGGGUCAGCAUAACAGGCAAAGAAAAUACUGAUGGAUGAAGCUCACACUCAUCGUGCUGCCAUUUCCCAUGCAGGUGGGAUCAGCCAGGAAGGGGAGCCUGCCCGGGACAGCCCACACUCCAGAGCUGCACUAUGGAUAGUCCGACACAGGGUUUGGGGGCGGGGAGCCAUGCCUCCCUAAAAGGCACCUAUCCAGCUUUCCCAGGCCGGUCACAUGUCCUCUAGGCAGGUGCUGUCCCAGGAAAUGUAGGGCUUUGCAUUCCCGUCUGCCAUGGAGUCACCCGGAAGCCAGGCAUCCUCAGAAAAAGCCUGACACGAGGGAAGCCUGUGGCUCAGAGCUGGCUGGGGAAGCUGGUGCCCAUGGGCUGAGCUAACUUCCCACGGAAGGAGGCUUCCAGCAGGACAGAUCCUGUCCACACGACCCUGCUUGUGCCCUCAGCUCUGCCAUGGUCAGCUGAGCCAAGCCCUCCACCAAGCAGAACCCUCUGGGGACUCACAGACACCCACCCUUCAGAAAUGACCCACAGACACUCCCCCUCCCCACAACCUCUCCAGAUGAAAUUCCCAAAUCACCGGCAGCUUCUGAAAAUGGCAGGCCCUGAGCUCGGUUUUUCAGCCAUGCCUGUCGUUCACAGCCACCUUUGGCCCUUUGUGUCUCAGAGUCUCUGCUACUGUGUGGGCAGAGCCAGCCCAGUCAUGGCCCCUCCAUGGGACUCUGGUACAUAGAGGAGAGGAACUGUGAGGUCAGUUUGACUUAAGAACAUAAGAAUGUCCGUACUGGGUCAGACCAAAGGUCCAUCCAGCCCAGUAUCUUGUCUUCUGACAGUGGCCAAUGCCAGGUGCCUCAGAGGAAGUGAACCUAACAGGUAAUGAUCUAGUGAUCUCUCUCCUGCCAUCCAUCUCCACCCUCUGACAAACAGAGGCUAGGGACACCAUUCCUUACCCAUCCUGGCUAAUAGCCAUUAAUGGACUUAACCUCCAUGAAUUUAUCCAGACUUGUGUGUAACAAACCCAACCCCCUCUGCAGCCAGGCCAGGGACUCAAGAGCCGGACCUUGCCUGGGCUGCCUCCAUCCUUUUGUUCCACUGUCAGAGCCAGCCCCAGAAUUCUUGCAUCUACCCUGUGCCCUCCACCAAGUGACAGCUCUGCAGGGAUGAAGUGCUACUUAGCUUUAAGAGCUUUUGCAAUGUCAUUUUUAUUAUUUUUCUAAUCUUUUUUUACUUUAUGAUUGUUAUUAUUUUACUUCCUGACCAAAAUUAGGAACCGGGGUCAGGCCUUUGUAUCUAGCACUCGCCCAAAGACAAACGGGUCAGCCACGUCCAUACAUUGUCUUAUGGCUCCUUUGUGCAGUUUCAUUCCUUUUCUUUCUUUCUUAUUUUCACUCUCACGCUCUAAAGCUUUUAAAGAUGGGGCUUGGAUUUGGAUUUGACCUUGAUGCUCACCCGUUGAAACUUAUCACUUUUUAUUUGUCUGUUUUUACUAUAUCAUCCUCAUUUUAUAUUUCUUAUAUAUAAUAUAUAAUAUAUAUUACUAUAUAUAUAUGUGUGUGUACAUAUAUAUAUAUAUAUAUCUGUAUGCGGCAUAUCAGUGUAGAUACCCAUCCAGUAGCAUUUAGGCCUUGAUAUUGUGCCAUUUUUCUGUUACCGAUCUCUGAAUGCCUUCAAGUGUAUAAAGUGUUGAAUUAUCUCUGGUAUCUGUACUAUGUACACACAUUUUCAUAGGAAGCACAAUAAGGUGACAAAUGCAUUGUAUAUCAAUAUCUCCUACUCUUAAUGAUAUAAAGGAUACUAUAAAUGGAUGAGAUAAAGGAUAGAGACUG
Messenger RNA from Chelonia mydas (Green sea turtle), 6141 nucleotides. It is a transcript of the gene ASIC1, whose product is annotated as acid sensing ion channel subunit 1. NCBI's taxonomy places the organism in Eukaryota, Metazoa, Chordata, Testudines, Cheloniidae. Bases 1328 to 2911 code for a protein of 527 amino acids. The transcript is spliced from 12 exons. Gene Ontology annotation, cellular component: membrane. The record is from RefSeq and is a predicted model, not a curated record. Gene Ontology annotation, biological process: sodium ion transmembrane transport.